AUGACUGAUGAUCGAUUAUUUUAUUCAUUAACAGAAUCUUCUUUACUCGAUACUUAUCUUCUAUAUGCUAUCAUUGGUUUACUUAUAUUCAUAGCAUUUAUUGGUUUAAUUGUACUUUUGACAACAUCAUGUUGUUGUUUUUAUUCAAUAUCAUCUUGUUUUUGUUCUUAUCCUUGUCGUCGACAUUCAUCAUAUAAAUUAAAUGAAAUAUUUCAAAAGCAAAAAAAUACAAAAAGGAAUACUUUUAUAAAACAUCAUUCAAGUGAUAUAACUGAUUUUUCACAUUUAUACGAAUCACAUCCUCAUUUAAUCAAUAGUAAAACUAUGUUAACAACAAGAAUUAAUAAUAAAAAUUUUGAUGCAAGUUGUGUAACAAUGGAUACAGUUAUUAAUCCAAUAUCUCCAUGUAGUUCAUUUCGUUCAUUAAAUCAAUCAGUUUCACCUGUACAAAUACCACUUAAUAAUCCAUCACAAACAAAUAUUGACAAGAUUAAUCUAUCAACAAAAGGUGUUGAUUCUCGACCUUUUACUUAUAUAAAAAAUCCAAAUGAUUGUACACAAAUUUUACGUCGCCUCCCACUAGACGAUCGUUCUAUUUCACCAUCUGUUAUAUCUAUUGAUAUGACACGAAUCUCAUCAUUGGAAAGUGAUACUAAUAAUCAAACAAAUUCUCCUUGUACAAAUAUUUAUGAAACAGUAAUUCCAAUAAUAAAUAAUAAUUCAUCAUUCGAUCAAUCAACACCUAUUUAUGAAACUGAAUGGAAACAUAGUUUAAAACAAAUAAUGAUGAGUAAAAUACCAUCGAUUGAAAAAAAUGUUAUUUCUAUAAUUGAACUUCCAUCAUUACAAUCAAAUUUAAUUUCAUCAAAUCAUUAUUUUCAACAACAAUAUUUAUAUGAGAAAUUUUUAGCCAAUCGAACAAAAAGAUCUGAUUCAAUACGACGAGCUAAUAUACUUAAACGAUUAAAUGAUGAUGCAGCUUUUCUUUAUUAA
Messenger RNA from Rotaria sordida, 993 nucleotides. NCBI's taxonomy places the organism in Eukaryota, Metazoa, Rotifera, Eurotatoria, Philodinida, Philodinidae. The record is from the annotation of a GenBank genome assembly.